CAGUGCGUUUGACACUUGCUUAUAACGCUAAAUUCAACUAUUAAUUGGAAGUAAUAUAAUUUGAAACAAAUUUCCUUGCGAUAAGAGUUAUUUUAACAUUGCAGAUUAGAAUCCCUGUUGCUGACUUUGAACCGGAGUUAUUUUAGUUAUUAUUUUGUUAUUAUUGACCUUAACAAACAUUGUAUCAAGUGUAAUACGUAUUUUUUAUGUGAGUUAUGAACAUUUUUCAUACCUAAUUAUUCAGUAUGCUGUCUAAUCGUAUAAAUAAAGCCUGUAGGCUGCAAAUAGUUGUUUCAAGGUAUACCAGUACAACGCCAGACGUGAAAUCAAUACAGACUCCAAAUCCUAGUAAGAUAUCGAGUGAUAUGAUCGGUCCACCGGAUCCCGUGUCGAAUCUUAGGACUAUUAUAUUUAGGAAACCCACUAACGAAACAAACUUGGAAGAAAAGUAUAGAAAACUAAGAAUGGAAGUUCAGGAUUGGAACCAAAAGUUUUGGACUCAACACAAUUCUAGGUUCUUUAAGGAACGAGAGACAUAUUUAAAAGAAAAUUUACCAGACGGGAAGACUAAUCUUACGGCUGACGAGAUGAGUGUUUUCUACAAAGCUUUUUUAGAUAAAAACUGGAAAACACAUAUAAAUUACAACAUGGAGUGGUAUAAGAAAAAUUGUAUGUUAUUAGGACUGGCCAUACAAGUGAAGAUAAGAAAAUUAUUUAAAACAAAAACAAAGUAAUGUCAUAUCUUACACAUAGCUUCUAGUUGGCAAGAUAAUAUAAAUUACUAUGUUACAUAGUAAUGGCUACCUUUGUACAAAUGUUUUAAAAUAAUUAUGAACUGGUGCUUUGA
Melitaea cinxia (Glanville fritillary) is the source of this 847-nucleotide messenger RNA. RefSeq names its product COA8 family protein CG14806, mitochondrial (gene Coa8). NCBI's taxonomy places the organism in Eukaryota, Metazoa, Arthropoda, Insecta, Lepidoptera, Nymphalidae. Gene Ontology annotation, cellular component: mitochondrion. The coding region runs from base 246 to 734 and encodes 162 amino acids. The transcript is spliced from 2 exons. Gene Ontology annotation, biological process: intrinsic apoptotic signaling pathway. The record is from RefSeq and is a predicted model, not a curated record.